Alnus glutinosa is the source of this 6708-nucleotide messenger RNA. RefSeq names its product mediator of RNA polymerase II transcription subunit 13. The transcript is spliced from 22 exons. NCBI's taxonomy places the organism in Eukaryota, Viridiplantae, Streptophyta, Magnoliopsida, Fagales, Betulaceae. Gene Ontology annotation, biological process: regulation of transcription by RNA polymerase II. Gene Ontology annotation, molecular function: transcription coregulator activity. The record is from RefSeq and is a predicted model, not a curated record. The coding region runs from base 401 to 6382 and encodes 1993 amino acids. Gene Ontology annotation, cellular component: mediator complex.
UAAUUAUUACAAUUAACAAAACCCGCUCUGUCUCUAUCUCUGUGUUUGUUUCCCCUGAAAUCGGGGGGAUCGGAGAAGAAAAAUCGGAAGAAUCUUUACGGCGCCUAAGCCUCCGAAUUCACCUCCCACGUCCCUGUAGGUUCGAAGUCUCAUAAUACUGUUUAUCCUCCGUACAAUUUCCCCGCGACCUAACUGUUGGUUACUAGGGUUUUUGAAUUCGGGAUUCCACUUCUGCUAGCUUCGAUUUGUUGCUCGAAGAGAAAGAAAAUUAAACUGAAAAUCUUGUUAGUUGCGAGCUCUCUCCUCUCUGUCUGUAGGCUGGGAAUGCUUGAGGCUCUCAUGUGCGUGUCCGUAGCAUGAGCGUGGGAGUGCAGUGACGGAGCUUCAGCUUGUAGCGGCGAUGUGGACCAACGUUUUCAAAAUUGGAGGUCUUCAUCAGAUAUCAUGGUUCCAGUUUCUACCCCAUGAAUCCGAUCUAAACCCUCUACCUGAUAAAAGUUUGAAAGUAGAGCAGAAAGAUACUGCUACAUGGUUGGUGCUUUCAUCGCAUCUACAGUUGCAAAAGGAAGGAUUUUUUAGCACAUGGACCAAUUCCUUUGUUGGACCCUGGGAUCCAUCUCAGGGUCUGCACAAUCCUGAUGAGAAAAUCAAACUCUGGCUUUUUCUUCCCGGGCGUCAUUCAUCUGUUAUUGAGACUGCUCAAAGUGCAGUCUCCAGAUUAAGAGUAAUUGCAUCUGGAAUCUGGUUGGCUCCUGGGGACUCAGAAGAAGUUGCCGCUGCCCUUUCACAGGCUUUAAGGAAUCGUAUAGAAAGAUCACUUAUUGGACUCUCCUACAUGCGAUUUGGAGAUGUAUUUUCAAGGUAUUAUCCAUCUCAAAGCGAGGAAAUUUUCAGGAGAGGGCAACCUGCUGUUGAGUUCAUCUUUGCUGCUACUGAAGAGGCAAUCUUUGUACAUGUUAUAAUAUCCGCAAAGCAUAUCCGGUCACUUUCAAGUGGUGAUAUUGAAAGAGUAUUAAAGCGUUCUUCCAAUAAUCCUGGUUACAAACUUCCAGUGAUUGUUUCUCCUCAUGGAAUUCGUGGUAGGCUUACUGGAUGUUGUCCUGGCGAUCUUGUCAAACAAGUGUAUUUCAGUUCUGGCAACUUGAAGAAUUCAAAUGGAUUUAUAGGCCUACCAUAUCAUGUUUCUCAAAGUUCUGGGUACCAGAUGAGGGGGCAAAAUUUCUAUGUUGAAGUUACCCUUGGCUGCCCUAGAUCUGGAAGUGACAAUGCCUUGCAAUCAAACUCAGAUUCCAUGAGGAAUUUGGCCAAGAAUCAUGUUGCUGAACCUCCUGCUGUUGGAAGGGGUGAUCAGAAGGGAUCACGGGAUCAAUUACCAGUUUAUGAGAAAACAUUCAUAUAUCCAGCCGAGGCAGUGCUUGUCCCAGUCCUGCAUACAUCAUUUGCCAGAUCUUCUCUUAAAAGAUUUUGGCUACAGAAUUGGACAGGACCAUCAUUACCUAGUUCAUCUUUCUUUAUGCACUGUGCUAGCAAUAUGGACUUCGUGGAAGGAUCAUGGAAUGAAACCAGUGGAAUACACACCAAGCAUGGUUAUAAGAGUAGCAGCAAUAGUAACAGUAGCAGUAUCAGCAGCAUAAGCAGCAGCUCUAGUGAUAGUGAUCACAAGAUGACCGCAGGAGGCAGCGAACUUGAGGGAGAUGCUGAUUCUUUAGCUUGUAGACAGUCUGGUUUAUCUACUAAUGAUCAGUUGGAGAAUGAUUGCAACAAAUUGGGUUCUAAGCGCUCUCGAGCUGGGACGACAGAGUCAUUUGGUCAAGUGGGCACUGCUACAAAUUCUCUUGUGCAAGAUGCAUACAAGUCUGAUUUUGGUUCCAUGGAAGUUGACAAUUCAGCCAUAACAGGAGCUGCAAAUGAUCAGAUUGGAUCCCAUUGGGAUUGGGAUGAUGAUGACAGAGGUAAUGCCAUGGAUAUCCAAGCUCUUCUCUCUGAGUUUGGAGAUUUUGGGGACUUCUUCGAAAAUGAUGCUUUGCCUUUUGGGGAGCCCCCAGGAACUGCAGAAUCACAGGCACUCAUGUUUUCUGCACCAGAUGGUGGAGAUGUACGUUGCAGUCCAGUGGGGAUGACGGAUAUUUCUGAUCAGAUGCUAUUGCCUGUGGGUUUUCCAUCUUUUGACAGUUUUGAUCCACCUCCUCCAGUAGCCCAAGAGGAGUGUCUCAGCAAAAAUCUAGAAGUCACAAAUAGCAGUCUGUCAUCAGGUCUGGUGAACCACACUCCAGCAUAUUCUACAGGUGAGUUUGAUCAUAUAAUAAAAGCUGAAGCACUGAUGACAUUUGCCACUGAAUAUGGAGCUGUGGAAACCCCUACAAGUGAGUUUUCCUCAUCGAUUUUCAGAAGCCCGUAUUUUCCUAAAUCUCGAAAAGUGGAGAGCUCCAAUUCAAGCCCAAACAAUUAUAUAUAUGGUGCAACACCACCCUUCUCUCCUUGCUUUGAUGGAUCAGAAGAGAAGACUAGCAUGCCCUUGAACUCAAAACCAUGUCCUGGAAGAAAUGAUGUGAGUUCUGUUAUCCACUCACAGAAAUAUUACACUCAUGUGGAGAGUGGGAAGGAGCAACAUGAGAAAAGAUCAUUUGCAGGUAAUAAUAGUAUUGCUAUGUCUGAUGGGGUGGCACCAUCUCCAUUCUCCAAUCUCAACUCUACAAAUGCUGUUAAAUCUUCCCUGAGGAAAUUGACUGAAGGCACCCUUGAACUAGCGCAUUUCCUUCUGUCUACGAAGACUGUGCUUGCAACUGAAGUUGAAUGCCUUAUGUUCCAGGCCUCCAUGUGCAGGAUAAGGCACACACUUUUAUCUUCGAGUAGCCUUAUGCCUAUUGGUUUGAGUAGGUCAAGUGGACAUACUGUUUUGAAUCAGCUGCCUGGUGAACAUAGUAGUAUGACAGACAACAUAUCUGGCAAAUUUGAGGUUAAAAAGAAAGAAUCUAUACCAGUUAGAAUAGCUGGUGAUAUUGAUGGAGUGCUAGAUGGGCACCUUAAUGCACCUGUUGGGGUUUGGCGCUCUGUUGGAGUUCCUAAAGUUCCAAAGCCCUCAAAUUCACCAGGUAUGGAAGUUAGCCCUUCUUUGCCUCACAAUACAUUCAACGAGGAAGGUAUCCUUUCUUUUGGGCAAAUGCAACCACUUCAGGAACUUCUUGAUGGAAUGGCAUUACUUGUCCAACAAGCUACUUCCUUUGUUGAUCUGACUCUAGACGGGGAUUGUGGGGAUGGUCCUUAUGGUUGGCUUGCAUUACAAGAGCAAUGGAAGCGGGGAUUUUCUUGUGGGCCUUUUAUGGUUCAUGCAGGUUGUGGAGGGACUUUGGCUUCUUGUCAUUCCCUUGACAUUGCUGGCGUGGAGUUGGUGGAUCCACUUUCUGCUGAUGUUCACGCUUCGUCAGUGAUUAGUUUGUUGCAGUCUGACAUAAAGACAGCCUUAAAAUCUGCAUUUGGCAUUUUGGACGGGCCAUUGUCUGUCACCGAUUGGUGCAAAGGUCGCAAUCAAUCGGGUGAUGCUGGAAGUACAGGUGAUGGAUUUUCUGCCGAGUCCUCUAUAAGUGAAUGUAGAGAGUCCUCGAGUACUGUAACGCUAUCUGUUGGAGAACCAAUGAGCCCAUCCCAGUCUUCUGCUGGUGGAUCAUCUUGCCUUAAAGUGUCUAGUUCCAUGGAUGGAGCUAAAGCAGAUGAGACAUGCCAAAGGAGAUCUAACCAAGAAAUCUUUAGUUCAGAGUCAGAGCAGCAACUAUGCACCCGCCUAAGACCAACACUUUUUGUUCUUCCGUUGCCUGCUAUACUUGUUGGUUACCAGGAUGAUUGGCUUAAGACAUCUGCAAACUCCCUACAACUCUGGGAGAAGGCUCCUCUUGAACCGUAUGCUUUACAGAAACCUAUUACUUACAAUGUUAUAUGUCCAGACAUUGAUCCACUUACUUCUGCUGCUGCUGAUUUUUUCCAGCAACUAGGAACUGUCUAUGAGACAUGUAAACUAGGUAGUCAUUCACCACAAAGUUUGGGGAACCAAAUGGAAAUAGAUUCUGGAAAAUGGUCAUCUUCUGGUUUUGUUCUACUUGACUGUCCUCAAUCAAUGAAGAUGGAAAGCAGUAACGCUUCUCUUGUGGGCUCAAUAAGCGAUUAUUUUCUCUCUCUUUCUAAUGGUUGGGACUUGAUGAGCUAUCUUAAGACACUUUCAAAGGUUCUAAAAGGCUUGAAACUUGGUCCGUGCUUGUCCACAAACCCAAAAGAAGGAAGCAGUGGUCCUUGUAUGGUAAUAUAUGUGGUGUGCCCCUUCCCUGAGCCUAUUGCAGUUCUACAAACAGUCGUCGAAUCUUCUGUUGCUGUUGGAUCAGUCAUUCUCCAAUCAGAUAGAGAGAGAAGAUCAAUAUUACACAGCCAGGUUGGGAAAGCUUUAAGCUGCUCAGCAGCCGUGGAUGAAGCAACAAUGUCAAAUGUUUUAGUACUUUCAGGGUUUAGUAUUCCUAAAUUGGUACUACAGAUUGUGACAGUUGAUGCCAUUUUUAGAGUUACAAGUCCUCCACUUAGUGAGCUCGUAAUUCUUAAGGAAACUGCCUUCACUGUUUACAACAAGGCCCGCCGAAUUUCACGAGGAACCUCUAAUGAUAUGAUCCAAUCAUCGUCAUUAUCUAGUAGAUCUCCCUCAGUCCUGACACAAAUGUCUCCUAUUUCGGGGAUGUGGAAGGACUGUGUCGGCCCUCGAAUUACUGGGCAUUCCCUUCCAAGAGAGGGCGAAAUCGAUGCUAGCCUUAGGUCUGGUGCUUGGGAUAAUUCUUGGCAAACAAGGACUGGAGGUUUAAGUUGUGAACCAACUAGACCUGGGGAUUAUAACAUUCCUGAUGAAAUUCGUUACUUGUUUGAACCUCUUUUUAUUCUCGCAGAACCUGGUUCUGUAGAGCAUGGAGUUUCACCUGCGAUUUCUGGUAAUAUAGUAUCAGAAUCUUCGAAGCCAUUGUCUGAUGAUAGUGGUGGAGCCUUUAUGCAGGGCACAAGUUCAGCAGGAAGUGCAGAUGCUGGAUCAUGCUCUCAACUUGAUGGAUCUGAAACUGAUGCCUUUGGAUCCAGCCAUCCAAAGUCUCUUCCGAGCCUACAUUGUUGUUAUGGAUGGACAGAGGAUUGGCGCUGGCUAGUAUGCAUAUGGACAGAUUCAAAGGGAGAAUUGCUUGACAGCCAUGUAUUCCCCUUUGGUGGAAUCAGCAGUAGGCAGGACACAAAGGGGCUGCAAUGCCUUUUCAUUCAAGUUCUGCAGCAAGGCUGUCAGAUACUUCAGGCAUGCUCUUCUCCUGACAUUGGUGUUGUCAAGCCUAGAGAUUUCGUGAUCACGCGCAUUGGAAGUUUCUUUGAACUUGAAUACCUAGAGUGGCAGAAAGCCAUUAAUUCAGUUGGUGGGUCUGAGGUGAAAAAAUGGCCCCUGCAACUGCGACGAUCUGUGCGUGAUGGAAUUCCUGCAACCAGCAAUGGUACUUCCUUACAGCAACAGGAGAUGAGUUUGAUUCAAGACAGGGGCCUACCUUCCUCACCUAGUCCUUUGUAUAGCCCUCACACGAAAGCUUCUGGCUAUAUAAAAGGUGGGUUAGGACAACCUGCUGCAAGAAAGCAGCUUAUAGGUGGGCAUACAGUGGUUGACAGCUCAAGGAGCUUGCUUCAGUGGGUGCAGAGCAUCAGUUUUGUUACAAUUUCAGUUGACCAUUCUUUACAUCUAGUUUUUCAAGCAGAUUCACUGUCUCCUGGAGGCACCCAAGGUGGCAGUGUUAUGGGACCGUCUGGCUAUCUUGAAGGGUUCACCCCUGUGAAGUCUCUUGGUUCUAUGUCUGCUUCAUACCUUUUGAUCCCAUCACCCAGUAUGCGCUUUCUCCCUGCAACACCUCUUCAACUCCCAACAUGCCUCACUGCCGAAUCACCCCCGCUGGCCCAUCUCCUUCACAGCAAGGGUUCUGCAAUUCCACUUUCCACUGGCUUCGCGGUUUCAAAGGCUGUACCUUCCAUGAGGAAAGACUAUAGAAGCAGCAUGAAAGAAGAAUGGCCUUCGGUUCUUUCUGUCAGUCUUAUUGAUUAUUAUGGAGGCGCUAGCAUUAUCCAAGACAAGAUUGUUCGAGGUGUUCAUAAACAGGGAGGUAGGAGUUUAAGCUCGGAGUCUAAAGAUUUCGAAAUUGAGACCCAUUUAGUUCUUGAGUGUGUUGCAGCAGAGCUUCAUGCACUAUCAUGGAUGACUGUUAGCCCGGCAUACUUGGAGCGACGAACCGCAUUGCCUUUCCACUGCGACAUGGUUUUGAGACUAAGAAGGCUACUUCAUUUUGCUGAUAAAGACGUCUCUCGGCAGCUAGAGAAGUCACAAUGUGUAGGUUAAACAUUAACACAGUAGGAAAUGAUUUAGGGUGGUUUCUUGGUGAAGAUUUUAUUGAAAGAUGAAUGCGAAAAUGAGCAUCGAAUAGGCUGUGCUAUAGUCUGUCGAGUGUUCUAUUCACAUGUAUAAUAAUUAUAGCAUGUAAUCUGUAUAUGUAAUUUUGUCCCAUUGAUCCGCAGUUUUGAAUUCCCAGAAAGCAAUUGGACAGUCUGAGCAGAAAUAGUUAGGUCUGACAGGUGUAGCUUUUACUGCAGAUGUCGUUAAAAAUGUAUAUGAAAGUUGUAGGACAGCUGACAUUUGCUCAAGUUAACAUGAUUAGUACAUUUCAA